Molecule: messenger RNA, 3112 nt
Organism: Ctenopharyngodon idella (grass carp)
Lineage: Eukaryota; Metazoa; Chordata; Actinopteri; Cypriniformes; Xenocyprididae
Gene: gpr19
Product: G protein-coupled receptor 19
Exons: 2
Coding region: 874-2139 (421 amino acids)
Biological process (GO): G protein-coupled receptor signaling pathway
Cellular component (GO): plasma membrane
Molecular function (GO): G protein-coupled receptor activity
Source: RefSeq, a predicted model, not a curated record
AGCGCUGGGGUCAAAGGUCAACACAAGGGAAUGUGAGCGGCUCAAAACUGAAUGUGUCUAACUGAAAUUAGAAAUGAUCUUCCUCCACACACACACACACACACACACACUCUCUCUCUCUCUCUCUCUUAAGGAUACAGCUAUCAGUCGCCAUGACAACAGACACAAAAGAACAACCUCUGCUCAGCAGCUGUUACCACGGCAACACCCUCAGACAACAGCAUCAGCACCAAUGUGACAAACCUUCGACAGAUUCAUUUCAUCCACACAUAUAAUGACACUUACUGAAGAACAAACCCUGCAGGUCACGUGACACACCGCAUCACUGACGUCAGAGCGGAUAAUAAACAGCUGCAUCCAUCCUAAUGUCCUCACAGUGAAAGUAAAACACAUCGUUGGCUUUAUAAACAUGCUAAAUAAUGUAUUCAUGAAAACGUAAUGCAGAGGAGGUUAAUAAAUAUUUAAUGUAUAAGUGAAUAUCAUUGGCUCGGUACGAAAACAAAACAACAAAUCAGUGUUUUAUAUGAGCCCCACCGGGACAAUAAAACAAACAGUUCGUGGCUCAUAUGAAUAAUUCAUGAGCACAAUCAAACCGCCGCGUCACGGAUUUACAUACAGGGAUCUGGUCUGAGUGCGCGCGCGUCCGCGGGUCUGAUGAUGAGAGUGCGCGCGCGCGCGCUCGUUCGUGUAUCUGCUCGUCUCUGGAGAUGAGAGUGGAUGCUGUGAUUGAUUUGUCAAUCUGAGAAAACGUAAAGAAACGCGUUGAUGAGGAGAAACGACGCGGAUUCAUGAUGGAGGGAAUAAACGAUCCGAGGAGAAGAAGAAGAAGAAACAGCUUCAGACUCUGAGCUUUGAUCCGACACACAGAGGCAGAUGGUGUACUUCCUGUCCAUGGAGGGCGUAAAGCCUUCGUUCCACUCCGCUGUCCUCUUCAACUACUCAGACAGGAACGAUUCCUCCACACCGCCGUCCGGAUCACCAACGCCGCUCAUCUGUCGUCUGGACGCCUCCUCGUCCGCCGCUUCCCUCCAGGGCAACGGCUCGCUGACCUCUUACGACCUGACCCCGGCGGAGGUCACGCUCCUCGGGCUCGUCUUCGGGGUGUUCUGGGUGAUAUCGGUUCUGGGAAACUCGCUGGUGUGUCUGGUGAUCCAUCGGAGCCGCAGAACUCAGUCGACGACCAACUACUUUGUGGUGUCCAUGGCGUGCGCGGACCUGCUGCUGAGUCUGGCCUGCGCGCCGCUGGUUCUGCUGCAGGUGUCGGCGGGUCACUGGCCUCUGACCGCGGCCGCGUGCAAAGCCGUGCGCUAUCUGCAGCAUCUGUGCCCCGGCGUCCAGGUCUACGUGCUUCUGUCCAUCUGCGUGGACCGGUUCUACACCAUCGUGUACCCGCUGAGCUUUAAAGUGUCCCGCGAGAAGGCCAAGCGGAUGAUUCUGGCAUCCUGGCUCUUCGACGCGGCCUUCGUGUCACCGUGCUUGUUCUUCUACGGAUCCUCCACGUCUCGAAACCACUGCGACUUCUUCCUAGCGGACAGCUGGGACGGGUUGGCGUACGCGGUCACGCACUUGCUCUUCGGGUUUUUGGUGCCGGCGCUGCUCAUCGUGUCCUUCUAUCAGAGGGUGGUGCGGUACAUCUGGAGGAUCGGCGCCGACGGACGAACGGUGCGCCGGACCAUGAACAUCGUCCCCAGGACUAAAGUCAAAACCAUAAAGAUGUUCCUGAUGCUCAACGGCAUGUUUCUGCUCACCUGGACGCCGUUUUACGUAGCACAGCUGUGGCACCCAAAGGAGGCGUCGGGCUCCGGCAGACAGGGGGCGCUGUUCUUCAUCGCCGUGGCUUGGAUCUCCUUCAGCUCCACAGCGUCCAAACCCACGCUCUACUCCGUGUACAACGCCAACUUCAGGCGCGGCAUGAGAGAGACGUUCUGCAUGUCGUCCAUGAAGUGUUACCGCAGUAACGCCUACACCAUCACCGCCAGCUCGCGGAUUGCGAAAAAGAACUACGUGGGCGUGGUCGAUCUGCCAGUGCCGGCAAAGACCCUCAUCAAAGACUCGGUUUACGACACUUUUGACCGAGAAGCAAAGGAGAAGAAAUUAGCAUGGCCUAUUAGCGCUAACCCACCCAACACUUUUGUAUAAAGUCUCUCGGCUGUCGUAAAGCAACGGUUCACUCAGAAAUUAACGUCACCUCGGUAUAAACCCAGUGCUGUUUCUCAAAAAGCCUGUGGAACGACAUCCUAGCUAACAAAACUAUAUCCUAAGAACGUUUAAAAAUCAUACGUUUUAAAAACGCUCUGCGAACGUUAAGGAAACAUUCCAUUUUAUUCUUCAGACAUUUUGGAAACGUUCUGAAACAAGUUGUAACAUUUAAAAAACGUUAGACGAACUUCCAACUAAAAUGUUUCAGAUAAAAACUUUACUUUUUUUGUACUUUUUGAGAACAUUAUUAAAGACCAGAUAACUUUGAACGAAUGUUAGAUUAACGUUACUGGAAGAACAUUUGUUUGUAACGUUGAGAGAACCUUGUCAGAACGUUCUGAGAAUGUUUCCUGUUAGCUGGGGUGCGGGUGAGUAAACAAAACCAAAUUUGGAGUGAACUGUUGCUUUAACUGCACCACGAUCACUGAAGGUGCGAUCACAGCGAUAUUUCAGGCGAAAAAAGGUACAAUGUCUCUUGUCUAAAGUCUAGAGACACUUUCAAAACAAGCCGCUUUCUGUUGGUCAGCACAGCGGAUUAGAUGAAAAUAUUAGCAAAACUAUUCCUAUUGGAAUAACUGGAUUUCGUCUGGGAAAUCAGCAGUAAAUGUGAGCGCACCUUAAUUAAAACUAAAUCUGUUGAAAUGCAAAAACGUGGUGCUAACUGUGAGUUCUACAAACCGCUGACUGACCCAAUGAAAGGCAGCGUUUGACCGUCACAUGUUCUUCUGUUUGUGUUUCUGGUCAGUCUGUGAUCCUACAGGAUUCAUGUUAAUCUUCGGAAGAUGCGUUUGUGUUUUUUGUGCCUGUAGUUACAGAUAAACUUUGUCUCAUAGUUUUGUGUGUCGUUUCAUGAUGCAAGACAGACGCGUCCCUGUGAUUUUACAAUUAAACGUUCUGUACGAUUCAAACGAAA